UCAUUCAUUCAUUCACGGUUAUUACACUUUUGGCACCGGUGCAUUUUGUUGUCAAGCCUUUAUAGCAUUAAAAGCACAUCCCAUCAUUGUUCAGAUAUACUUAUUCCACACAGGCUAUCAAUAUGCAAAUAAUAUAUACCCUGGCCCCGUUCCACCCGUGUUUGCAAGUUGUUCCGAAGGUAAAUAUUCUCCUCGGCAUGUUUGUACUGACGUAUGAGUCCGGAACGCCCACAUGCCCAUGAACCAUGACCAAUAUCUUAAAUGUUUGGGCUCUAAUUAUGCCUAGUCCUUUUGGGAAGGAAAAACAUGAUAUAAAAGACACCAAAAUAAACAAAACGUAAAAAGGAGAAUCGUGGGAAUGAGUUUUGUUUUGUUUAUUUCUAUACAUUUUUUUUCUUUUUCUUAAACAGCCCGGCCGGGCCCCGGUUUGGAAAUGUGACCCUGACAGCAUUACGUGAACCAUGACCAAUGUCUUAAAUGGUUGGCUCUCUAUACUUGCCAUCAAAGCCAUAAGAACAAUAAAGGGGAACUGCCUCUUUCUCAAUCCAUACAAUUCUUCACAAGUUCGUACGAAGCCGUACAAAGUCUGUCAGACGUGCGUGGUACGACGUUAAGUGUUUCUCAAGACAUUUAAGACACCCUCAAAAUGUAAAGUUGAAAGGUUAUCAAAAGCCCCGCUUGGUUUUGCGGUCUUAAGCUAUAAGCCAAACACACAGCAGGCGGUCUUCCUUCCUGUUUUCACACGUUUCUCGCUACAAAUGUGAUAGAACUAACGCAACUCCCGCGCAGAAGAGCUCGUUCUACGUGCCCGUCACAAUGCGUCUGCUCGUCUUGUUCCUCGCCCUGGCCCUGCCUGCCCUGGCCGCCGCCCACUCCUGGAUCGUCUGUACGGACUACCUGGAGAACAACGGCUGGUACUGGGACGAUGCUAAGUGCAGGGGAUGGCCACGAGCCGCUACAAAGUUUAAUAUUCGUUUCGGGGCGUUUGGAACACAGAAUAAUUACAGGUGGCGACUCGACAACCAUCCUGAGGAAAAGGCUCUGUGUAGGACGAACCGAAAUGACGACAAAUGGUACGAUGCUGACACCCCCAUAGCUGCCUACUACCUGGGGCAGAAGGUCGUCCUUCCUCACCCUGCCAAUAACCAUGUGUCGGAAUCCAAGUGCAGAUCGAGAGGCCAAAUAGACUGGGAGAACCUGAUGUUUGUAGUGGACGGAGACGAGGACCCCUGCUGCAUCAACUCUACCAAACUCAUCCAAAUCAUGGACAUGGGGGUGUCGCCUUAUGGCUGGGAUCAUCCAGACGAGGUACUGUCCACCUACCCCAAACCCGGAUUCCAGAACGUGCCUAGGUUCUGUGAGGAUCCGGAGGACGCCAUGGGGACCUACAACUUUACCGUUCCGAUGGACAUGGCGCCAGGCCGCCACACCUUCGUGUGGAAGUGGAUCCGUGACCCAGCAGUCAACCCCUUCACCACCUGCUGGGAGGCUGACGUGUUCGCUACGAAGGCCGAGAGGGACGCGCACUACCUGGCCACGGGUCGCUCCACCGAAGACGCGUGGGACUUCUACCAGAUCCACAACAUCGUGGACGGUAUGAUCAUGGAUCCGGUGGAUCCAUCUGUCAACGAGAUCAUCACAGGAUGAGGACACAAAACAAAGACACGUGCAGCUAACGGAUCCGUUACCUAUGGUAGCGAAUAAAAGGUUCCCGGUUU
Branchiostoma floridae (Florida lancelet) is the source of this 1718-nucleotide messenger RNA. RefSeq lists its product as uncharacterized. The record is from RefSeq and is a predicted model, not a curated record. The transcript has 6 exons. The coding region runs from base 817 to 1647 and encodes 276 amino acids. Lineage: Eukaryota; Metazoa; Chordata; Leptocardii; Amphioxiformes; Branchiostomatidae.